AUGCAGCAGCAGUAUGGGCUCACCCAAUGCAAAGCAGGAAAAUUAAACACCUUUCUACCAUUCAAAGACCCUUUGCAUUGGGUAUCACCAGAGCCUACCGCACGACGUCUUCUUCAGACGCGAUCAACGUGCUGGCUGGCCUUCCUUCCCCUACACAUCCGUGUCGAAGAGGAGGCAGCAAGACAAAUCGUCCUGCAGCUUAAAAGACCUGUCACCUUUGACGAAGAAUAUUUUAAUCCAGAGGACUAUGAAGCUAAAUGCUGCCCUCUGAAAAUCCAUCCAGCAGCAGCCAAAGGCACCGGAAUAAGCAUAAUUACCAAUCCAACUACGGCCCACCGUCCAGCACAGAUUACCAUCUUCACUGACGGGUCGAAGAUAGACGAAAACGUGGGAAGUGCCUAUGUGGUCAUGCUGCAAGAUACAGUCAUAGAUCAAUGGAAGGGUCAACUAAGAAAAAUAUAUUUCAGCCCGAAUGGAUGCUGCUUAUUCAGUGGAGCUCAAGAUAUUUUGAAAGUGUAUGGCUGGGAGCCCAUGAGGACAAUGGACACGCUAGUCAUGGGAUGGGGAAAAGUGUCUGACAUAACAUCCUCUGAAAACCAGCUGAUUAUAGGAGCCUUUUCAUUAACAAAUGUUUCUGUGUACGUUAUGGACCUUCGCAAAAUCCAGCCUUUCGAUUCUUGGUUGAAACAGUCGUCUAUGAUCAAAACCCCUGGAAACGAAAGCUUAUACGAAGACAUCUGCGGAGAUCUGGAUGAUGAUGAUAAUUCUCAAUUUAUUGGAAGACAAGAAUAUUUAGAAAGCGUCCAUUGCAUAGAUAAUUCCAGUAUUAACUCUGACCUUGAUUUCUCCAAAACUCAAGUUCUGGGAGUGGAUCUUUCAACUUUUCUGCCACCACUGGAUGAACAUUAUCCUGGAGAAAUUAAGGGUACAAAUCCUUUUAACUGUACAUACAAAAUAACUAGCGUACAAGGAAAACCAGCGAUGUUAGCACUGCCAACAGCUGUAACCCAUCCAUACAAUUACGAGAAAGAUGUAGCGUCUGAAAGUUCUGUAGAUACUGCGGAGCAGAGUGUGUUGCCAUCUAGACAAAAGGAGCCUUUAAGAAAUUCGCAUAGCUUAUCAUUUCCGGAUUUGGGCCAGAAAUGCGAAAUGGAACUUAUCCAGCAAGCCAGAAGUAAAUCACUUGGCAUAGAACUGGAAGAUUUUUUACCGCGAGGAUUUUUAGGCUCUGAUAAAUGUGGAUACUCUUCUCUUGAAAUAUCAGACUCUGAGGCAAUAUCCUCCAUUUACAGAGGCCAUGACUCAAUGACGAAGGUUCUAAAUCAUCGUAAAAAGUAUCUGCAGUCUGUUAUUCGAAUAUGGAAAACAGAAGGCCCAAUAGCUGGUUUGACAUCAGCCGUCCAAAUGAGUGAGCCAGCAGUAUUAGUAGACAUCCUGUCUCUUCUCAUCUCCAAACCGUCCACGUGGAAUCUAGAUAUCUGCCAACUUCUACUUCCCAUCAUUUGUGAUUUGUUGAAAAGUAAAUAUGAAACGUACAUCACCAUAGGAUGCAUGUCAUUAAAACUGAUACUUAAAAACUUUUCUCAUGUGAUAAAAGUCAACAUCACAGCUCCGAAGAGCAUAGGAAUAGACAUAUCGAGAGAAGAAAGGUACAAGAAAUGCAGAGCAUGUUUCAACCAUUUGAUGGCAUUACGUUCUCUCGUACUUCAAAGGCAAUCAACAGAUGGACAGCUAGGCAAACUUUUCACAGAGCUCUAUGAAAUGCUUCAAGCUCUCGAAAGGUAGUAAAGGAGAACAACAGUUGAAAUGCUUAGCUAAUUUGUCUGUAAUAAAUAAAAUUUUAUAGAAAAUUA
Stegodyphus dumicola is the source of this 1853-nucleotide messenger RNA. Its product is annotated as katanin p80 WD40 repeat-containing subunit B1-like. Gene Ontology annotation, biological process: microtubule depolymerization; microtubule severing. The record is from RefSeq and is a predicted model, not a curated record. Gene Ontology annotation, cellular component: katanin complex. Lineage: Eukaryota; Metazoa; Arthropoda; Arachnida; Araneae; Eresidae. Gene Ontology annotation, molecular function: microtubule binding.